Molecule: messenger RNA, 2047 nt
Organism: Corticium candelabrum
Lineage: Eukaryota; Metazoa; Porifera; Homoscleromorpha; Homosclerophorida; Plakinidae
Exons: 1
Coding region: 1-1905 (634 amino acids)
Source: RefSeq, a predicted model, not a curated record
AUGAACAUCUACUCAUGGGGGAUACAACUUCAUUUGGCUAACGAAAGACUCAAUGUAGAGGAUUUUGAUCAAAGAUUUUACGAUCAACUUAAUGAAAAGUUGAGACGUACUGAAUAUCGCUCGCCAAUGUCCGCGUCUGAAGCAGCAAAGGUUUUUGAUGAACUGUGGAAACAGCAUGAAAACGAACACAAAAAGCGUUUACAAGCAACAAGAAAGAGAGACUUUGACGUUGAGUUGGAUGUUGUGAGAACAUUUAGAGACGCUAUAUCAAGAAACCAACAUAACCAGUUACUGCACGCUGUCGCUCUUGAGUUUAGUUCAUCUGAAUUGUCAAAAUCAACAGACUUUGUUACUAACAGCGACGAGAUAUGGCUUAGGGAGUAUUUCAAAAUAAAUCAUUCUCUUGUCCACAUGGCACAGAGAUGGGUAUAUUCAACAGAAGACAAAGGAUUAGCUAAAAGUCUCGCCGCAGUGCAGCAGCUGAAGAGUAAAGUGCACAAUCUACAGGAGAGACUCGUGAAGAAGAUUGAGUCACAAGAAGGUGGCGGGAAAUGCGACGCAACGAUUGCUACAGAUAUUGUUGUCUUGGCCACUGAGGAGGUUCUAAAGAUGGAGUCCGGUUUGCACACGUCUGAUAAGAGACUAAAGCUACAGCGAGUUCCAUUUAUUAACGAUCUUAUUGUUUAUUUGCAACAAGUAGCAUAUCGGGUAGUUUGCUCUGCUGAGAAUAAGCGCAUUUUAGAACAGGAAGAGGAGCUCGAACAAAAGAGAGCAAGUAGGAGAAAACACUUUAUUGACACAGCAAGUAACGAGGCUAACGAUGUAAAAUGCGCUGCAGCAUUUGCCGAAGAGUACAGUGAGCAACUGAAGUUAUGGGUAAAAAGCAAAGUGGGUGAAUUUGCAUCAGAAGUUAGUAAGAAAGUUUCUAAAGAAUUCCCGAGUCCAGAGAAGGCAGCAGAACGAGCGUAUUAUAGCUCCUUUAAGGUAAACAACUAUGACGGAGUGUUAGAAUAUUGCAUUGAUGUGAACGCGUAUCUGAAAAAGUUGUUUAUGCAAAUGUUUGAAGACUUCAAACAGGGGGCAAUAGACAAGAACAAGUACAAACUUAGAGACAGCAUUUCUGCCAUGUACGCGAUGUUGGAAGAUGCUGCAGAACGUUGGAAACAAAUCGGUCCAACUACGAGACAUGGUUUUAUUGAUGACUUUAAAAAUCAUCUGACAAAGCGUGCCAAGGACCCUUCUGAGGUUGGUGAUAGGGACUUGCUAGAGACUGCAUUUGCCCGGUUUCCACCAAUGAAUAACUUUCGUAUUACACGAAUUGACAUAUUUUGUGAACGGUUUAAGCGUAGGGUGAAUGAUCUGCUACAAAAAGUACUUGAUCAUUUGGACGGAAUGGUGACGACCAGCAUGAGUGAUCAACGUUCACGACUUUGGGCAACAGUAAAAGGAUGUCGAUCCAAGUGUCCACUUUGUGGUUCAAAAUGCUCACUCGUGUACGAGCACCAAGAUCAUUAUUGUGCUCAUCAUAUUUUUCCUGCUUUCCACGGAACCCGGGUGCGCGACUUGAAACACCCAGUGUUCGACAUGUGUCUUAGCACACGCAAUGCCAACCGUCGGUGGUAUAGAGGCAACGAUCGACCGCUGCCCAACCUUAAGGAGUAUCUUGAAUAUUACGAUGAUUAUCGACCAUGGAAGAAGUUUAUUGUUUCUAAUCCACAUCUAGAACAAGAGCCACCAGCAGAACAGAUUCAAGCGUGGGUUGUUUGCAGAAAACCUCUUUUGAAAUAUUGGGGUUUGGUGAACAAAACUCCUGAGGGUUGGCUACUGUUCGGUUAUAAUAACUCGUUGGAUCAAAACGAAUGUUACAAUGCAGAAGCUAGACUGAAGAAGUAUCGAGACAUUUAGAUGGCAACGUUAUAAGGAUAAUUUCAGAGGACACGAGCGCAUGAUAUGCAUAGUUCAUGCAGCGAUUGUUAGCUAGUCACAUGUUUUUAGUGAUGCUCUUGUUGCCUCUUAUCUUAGCUUUGAUGUUAUGGAAGCUUUCUGU